AUGGAAUCGCUUACACCCCAGGAACAAGGCGACGUAGAAAUGAUGAUAUCCAUGAUGGGCGGGGACCUCUCGCCCCAAGUCGCGCUCAACCUUCUCCGCAAGCACAAUGGCAGUAUUGAGAAAGCCGCGUCUGCGUUGCUAGAAGGGGACAGAGGAUCGUCCAGCGACGCUAUGGCCGUGUCGCCAUCGCCCGCUUCUCGCCCGCCUCUCAGACAAGGCACGCCACUUCAACCGGACAAGAAUGUCAUUGACCUCACCAGGGAAGACGAAGAGAACGAACUCACGCGCGCACUGCGAGCCUCUCUCCAGGACCAAGCGCCCGUCUUUGGUCCCAGCAACAGAGCUCCUGAUCCAAACUGGGCAAUGGUCCCUUCCAAUGUUGAGACCGCCGUUGGCAUGUCCCAGGACGACCAGUCUUUGAGCAAGGCAAUCGAAGCCAGCCUGAAGUAUGACCAUGGGAAUGAUGUCUUUGAGGAAGUGCCUAUGGAAGAGAGAAUACGCAAGGGCGACCGGCCCGUUGCUCUACGUCCCACGCAAGGUUCCUUAGCCUACGCCGCACUUAUUCUUCACGGUCUAUUCUUCAUCCCGCAAGUCAAGCAUGCCCUUGCUCCCUGGCGCCCCUACAGCGACGCAUCCCAAGACGCAGAAACGUCUGAAAAAAUUGGCCUACCAUCCAGUGGCCCAGAGCUUACAAUCUGGUCCCUCAUGGAAAUAUUUGUAAACAUGGACCUCGCGCAAAUGAACGAGCUCAAUGCGGACAAUGCAAUAACAGCAUUCGCAGCCGAGCACUGGAGCACACCCGUCGAGCGUCCAGGAGAUGUCUCGUUCCACUUCUAUAAGGAACUGGCGUACGUCGUGGAGCCUGCGCUCGACCCCGACGACAUAUCCCCGUCUCAUUUGGCCAGACUUUUUCACUUCCGUUAUGGAAACAGCCAGGACGACCUCAGCGCCAUGCCCUUUGACCGAAGGGUAGACCUCGCCGUCGUCAGGGUCGACAUCCGCGGGACUGAGGACACGAACGACCUCGUCUCGUGCCUCGCGACCGAGCUCGGGCUAGCGGACCCCGCGGGGGACCCUGCGCGCCAGCAAGCGAUCCAUGCGAUGUCCGAGGUCGUCGCAUUCCAGCUCGUGCGCGACAACGCGGCACCGCCCACGUACAGCGCUGCAAGCGGGGCCGGGCGCGUCGAGCGCACGCCAUUCAGGUACCCGAAGCACGUGUAUUUGGACCAGUUCAUGAAAGAGAACCUUUCGCUGGCGAACCAGAAGCGCGAGAGGCAGCGCUCCCUGUAUGCGGAGGUGGACGCGCUCGUCGCGAAGAAGCAAUCGUUGACGCGGUUUAAGGACAGGGAUAUCCUCGCUGACCUCCAAUCCUCGCUGCAUUACUAUGAGGAAAUCGCCGAGCAUGGUGACGAUCCGGAGCGCAAGUCGGCCCUGCAUGAGACUUCGCUCAGGCUGCGCAAGAUUCUGACGCGCAUACAGAACGAGUUGCAAACUAUUGAGGCCUCGAUCACAGACCUCAGAAAGCAGGCCGCGAAGGCCCUCGAGUGUCCUGAAUUGCAGCAACAACGAUAUGACCUACGUGUCGUCCUCGUUCAUGACGGACUAUACGGCCGUAACCAUAUCUACUCAUACGUGAGACAGGGGGACGUCUGGUGGAAGACCGUCGAUCAUGUCGUGAACGAAGUAGGUCGCUCCGGCGUGGAUCAUGGACCUAUAUUGAUGUGUAUAUUCUGCUGCACGAAGGUCCCAGAAGAAACCGUUCUUAACGACACAGCCGGCCUGCAUCUUGGCGCAGGACCGUAUUUCCUUAUUUACAGCCGCGCGCUGCCAGAAGAGCAGGAGAAUAACUCGGUAAAGCACAACAACGCAUUGUUCUUGUCGACGUUGCCUCCCGAAGUCGUGGCGGAUCUACGCAACUCGACUUCGCCUCCAUCUUCACCCUGCCCUUCGGAGUUCACCAUGUCCUCCAAUACUGCCGAGCCUCCGACUUCAAGAGAAGAGCCCAUGGAUUUAGUGGAUUGA
Molecule: messenger RNA, 2022 nt
Organism: Postia placenta MAD-698-R-SB12
Lineage: Eukaryota; Fungi; Basidiomycota; Agaricomycetes; Polyporales; Adustoporiaceae
Exons: 11
Coding region: 1-2022 (673 amino acids)
Biological process (GO): protein deubiquitination
Cellular component (GO): cytosol; nucleus
Source: RefSeq, a predicted model, not a curated record